ACAAAGAAUUUAUCUAUAAACAAAUUGGUAAAUAUGGAACGAUGUCGUUUAGUUGAUCAAAAAGAGAGAAAGAAAAGCGCAACAGUGUAGUAGCAGCAAGGUUCUGAAACCUAGCCCAGUUUCCAUCAUCAUUUAGUCGGCCGUCGCACCUCCCUCACACAGCACCCUUUCGGUUUUCCUUCCAUCCAAUCCAUUCGUUUUCACCCUAAAACCUCAACACCCAAAGUUAAAACCCUAAAAAUUUCAUUCCAAAGAUGCAGCACGAUGAGGUUAUAUGGCAAGUUAUCAGGCACAACCAUUGCAGUUUCAUGGCAAAAAUUACGACAGGUAUUUUUUGUAGAAACCCUUACAGCAUCACUGGAAUUUGCAACCGAAGUUCCUGUCCUUUAGCUAAUAGUCGAUAUGCCACCAUUCGCGAAGAUAAUGGUGUGUUUUACCUUUACAUGAAAACUAUUGAAAGAGCUCAUAUGCCAAAGGAUUUGUGGGAAAGAGUUAAGCUGCCUAGGAAUUACGAGCAGGCACUUGAAGUCAUAGACAAAAAUCUGAUGUAUUGGCCCAAGAUUCUUCUACACAAGAUAAAACAACGGUUGACCAAAAUGACCCAGAUGCGUAUACGUAUGAGGAAGCUUGCUUUGAAAACAAGGGAGAAAAUAACGACAUUGCCUAGGAAGGAGGUAAAGAGAGAAGCUAGAAGAGAAGAGAAGGCUGAAAAAGCAGCUGUGCUAGAAAAGUCUAUUGAGAAAGAGCUAUUGGCACGCCUUAAAGAAGGACUUUACAAGCAAGAUGAUAUCAUCAACUAUCCUUUUGAAGAAUACAAUAAAAUUAUUGAAAUGGAGAAAAGUCAACCUGCUGAAGAAGAGGAUGAAAUGGAAGAAGAAAUAGAGUAUGUAGAAGGUGCUUAUGAUGAACUUGAAGAGGAAGAUGACAUAGAAGAUUUUGGUGCUUAUGCAAUUGAUGAGUCACAGGGCAAUGGCAGCGAUGAUGAACUUGAUGGAAGCGCUGAAGAUGAAGAAACUAAAGCCCGUGAUCAAAGGAAAGCGAAAAGGAAAUCGACUUUAGCUUCAAAGAAACUUGAAAAGGAUGGCCUUGAUCCUAAAUCAAAGAAAACAAGGGUCCUCGUUGAGGUGGAACACGACGAUGCUGACGAAAGGCAAAGAGCAAUACUGUAGUUGCAUUUCGGGUUAGUUAGUGUAGGCGAAAGAGGCUGCUAUAUGAGAAACCAAAUUUUGAUUGUCAUUUCUUUAAAUUAUUUGUACCUGAAAGAAAAAAAUCUCAAGCCAUUUUUAAUUACAUACAGUUUAUUUUCAUGUUAUCUUCCUUUUGUUUGGAAGAAGGGCAGUGUUGGCGGGCAGUGUUGGCAUAUGUCAGAAAAUGCGUUGCUUGGUUUGGUCGGCCCAGAUCUUCUCAGUCCCACUUAGUUUGAAGAUUGUGACUGUUCAAAUUUUAUAUUAUUUGGGAUCUUCAGGAGUUAAGAACACUCUUAUUUUUCUACUGUUCUUUACUUAGAGCUAUGAUAUUUGAAAACUCAAUUUUAGGCACCAUAUUUGAAACCUUA
Lathyrus oleraceus (garden pea) is the source of this 1555-nucleotide messenger RNA. RefSeq lists its product as uncharacterized. The record is from RefSeq and is a predicted model, not a curated record. Gene Ontology annotation, cellular component: nucleolus; preribosome, large subunit precursor. Gene Ontology annotation, biological process: maturation of 5.8S rRNA; maturation of LSU-rRNA. The transcript is spliced from 9 exons. The coding region runs from base 255 to 1169 and encodes 304 amino acids. NCBI's taxonomy places the organism in Eukaryota, Viridiplantae, Streptophyta, Magnoliopsida, Fabales, Fabaceae.